Striga asiatica is the source of this 1940-nucleotide messenger RNA. The record is from the annotation of a GenBank genome assembly. NCBI's taxonomy places the organism in Eukaryota, Viridiplantae, Streptophyta, Magnoliopsida, Lamiales, Orobanchaceae.
AUGGAGGAAAAGAAGCGUUCAAGAGGGUGGUGUGGUUGGUUCAUAGUGUUGGUAGUUUUAGCUGCAAUCGCAUUGGGGAUUUACUAUACUUUGCGGCAAAAGAUACACAAAUCGGACUCGUCGGACGCUGCCCCGGUGCCUGGGCCGCCGGGCGCCGUCGCGAAGAAAUACGCCGAUGCUCUGAAGAUCGCAACCCAGUUUCUCGACAUUCAAAAAUGUACACUUCGUCUUCCUUAUGCCCUGUUAAUGGGGGACUCAGCUUUACGUGACGGACAUGAAGCAAAUUUGGAUCUUACCAAGGGAAUGUACGAUGCUGGGGAUCAUAUGAAGUUUGGAUUUCCAAUGGCCUUCACAGCCACUGUACUGUCAUGGACCAUCCUUGAGUAUGGGGACCAAAUGAAGGCUGUGAAUCAAUUGGAGCCUGUUCAGGGGUCGCUUAAGUGGAUUACCGAUUACCUCAUCAAUGCUCAUCCCACAGAUAACGUUCUAUAUGUACAGGUAGGCAGCCCAGAACUCGACCACGGAUGUUGGGAAAGGCCUGAAGACAUGACCGAAGAAAGGCCUCUUACACAGGUCAACACUUCCGCCCCAGGAUCUGAUGUUGCUGCAGAGACAGCAGCUGCUCUAGCAUCGGCUUCUCUUGUCUUCAAGACCACAAACUCUGCCUACUCAAGUUCGCUCCUGAAGCACGCGAAACAACUAUUUACAUUUGCGGACAAAUACAGGGCUUUGUACAGCAACAGUAUUCCGGAAGUGCAGACUUUCUAUAACUCAACUGGGUAUGGGGAUGAGCUGUUGUGGGCUGCCAGCUGGCUGUACCACGCGACUGGGGAGAGAUCGUAUUUCGAGUACGUAACUGGUCAGAAUGGAGAGGAUUUCGGUAAUUUUGGGAACCCAACUUGGUUUAGCUGGGAUAACAAGCUGGCUGGAACUCAGGUUCUGCUGUCCAGGGUCAGCUUUUUCGGGGCAAAAGAUGUAUCAAAUUCAAAUCUCCUCAGGAAGUAUAGGGAGUCAGCAGAGGCUGUCAUGUGUGGCCUUUUACCCAAAUCACCAACUGCCACCUCCAGCAGAACUGAUAAUGGUUUAGUAUGGGUGAGCCAAUGGAACGCUUUACAGCAUCCCGUGGCAUCAGCGUUUUUAGCAGUUGUCUACAGUGAUUACAUGCUCUCGUCUCGAACGUCAAGGCUAUCUUGCAGUGGGAGAAACUUCAGGCCCUCAGAUCUCCGCAAGUUUGCAAUCUCACAGGCUGAUUAUGUGUUGGGUGAGAACCCAAUGAAGAUGAGUUAUCUCGUGGGUUAUGGAGACAAGUACUCGAAGUUUGUCCACCACAGAGGUGCCUCAAUCCCGAGUGAUGCAACCACAGGCUGCAAAAACGGGUUCAGAUGGCUCGACUCAAACAGCCCGAACCCGAACAUUGCUAUGGGGGCUCUCGUUGGUGGGCCCUUUCUAAACGAGUCGUUUAUUGACUCGAGAAACAACUCGAUGCAGACAGAACCGAGCACGUACAACAGUGCAGUCAUUAUCGGUCUUCUCUCGGGAUUAGUCACCACUUCGUCUGUGGUUCAAUCUUUCGCAUAAGGAAAAAACGUACCCUUUCCCUUUUCGCCCCUCGUUUUUUACCUACUUAUUACUAGCCGUGCUUUGUUCUGGUUAUGCGUGGCAUUUACCUUAUCGUAUGUGUAAAUUCUGUUGUGGCUGUAAAUUUUGUAGUUAUGUUCUAAACUGAUGUAAUAUUCUACUGCAUGCAUGAGCCGUGUGUUUUGAAGCACUUUUGAAUUUUGAUACCUUUUUGAUUAUUUGAUGAUGCUCUUUUUGUUACGCCGACUAGAAUAAUAUAGCAUCAAGUUCCAAAAAGGUUGGGUCUUUUGAUUCCUUCAGCCAUCUUUCAAAAUUACAAUCAUCCCCUUGAUUUUUGUUCCAUUUCAAAGAAUUUUUGUUCC